AUGUCCGACCGGGAGAGCCUGGACGAUCAGCCACAAAAGUAUGGGAAUCCAGGAGGAUUGGAUGCUGGAGGUGCUGACUUUGAUUCCGGUCAGCAAGGCCAGCAAAGCGAGCAGGAACUGGCGACGAAAAUGUUGCAAAUUCAAAGUAAAAGAUUCUACCUUGACGUGAAACAAAACAGACGUGGGAGAUUUAUCAAAGUCGCCGAGAUUGGAGCGGAUGGGAGAAGAAGCCAAAUCUACUUGGCACUCAGUACAGCAUCCGAAUUUCGGGACCAUCUGUCGACAUUUAGCGAUUUUUAUGCAUCUUUAGGUCCACCAAAUCCAGAAAACGUGCCAGAUGACGGAAAACUCAAAUCAGAAAUGAUGGUGAAGGAUAAUAGACGAUAUUACUUGGACCUCAAGGAGAAUUCUCGCGGCCGUUUCCUGCGGGUGAGUCACCCUGUGUCGCAAACGAUAACACGAGGUGGACCCAGGACUCAGAUUGCAAUACCAGCGCAAGGCAUGAUAGAGUUUCGUGAUGCAUUAACGGAUCUUCUUGAGGAAUUUGGGACGGACGACGGUGGCUUCAAAGGCGAUUUACCGGAGGGUCGUUAUAUGCGCGUGGAUAGCAAGAAUUUCUAUUUUGAUAUCGGCCAGAACAAUCGUGGCAUUUAUAUGAGAAUUUCUGAGGUGAAGACGAACUUUAGGACAGCCAUCACCGUACCAGAAAAGUCCUGGGCUCGUUUUCGUGAUAUUUUCGCAGAUUACUGCGAGAAGAUGAAGGAAGGCGGCGGUGGUGUCAGUAGCAGCAGCAGCGGCGGCGGCGGCGGCGGCGGCGGCGGUAGUGGCGGCGGUGGUGUUGGCGGAGGAAACGUAUUGUCCGAGGGGAAAGGCUCGGUGGUGGCACAGGUACCAUCGCCAUCCUCGAACACGCAGCCUAAUCCUAAUCCAAAUCUAGACUCACCCUUAAUCAAGUGAAAAAGGCUUUAACUUAACUCGAACAUUUGGGAAUUAUAAACUCUUAAACUUGUUUUCAAGUCAUUAAGCGAAAUAACGGAACUUGUCAGAGUUGUAUUGCCAUCGUCGUCAUCGUCACAUUAUUCAUCGGCUAUAUGACAUCGACACAUGGUCAUCGGCAUUAUCACGCGGUACGAUCAUCAUUCUCGAGACCGUUUAUCGCCAUCGUCACCGGGGGUCAUCAUUGCCAUCGUCACAUCGCACCGUCGCAUCACACUUACCAUUAAGCGCAAACACCAAAACUCGCCUGAAAUAUGAUCAUUAUAUCGCGGAGGAUAUCGCGACCGAUUGUUGAAUAUAUUCAUAUAACCACAGAUUUAAUAAAAAGGAAAGAAAAGGAAGAGAAAACGAAAAGCGAACGCUUGACGUGGUUAUUAAUACAUGAUUGUUGGCACGUGAGGACGCGAGGAAGACGGAAAGAAGAGCGGAUUAGAUGAUGAUGAUGAUGACGAUGCGUGGGUGUGCGUGUGCGUAUGCAUGUUGCGUGUAUGUGUGCGCGGAGGGAAAAUGAGUCACUGCCGUUCGUGUGCGACUAACACAGGAAUAGAUAACACAAAGAAAAGAAAAGAAGAAAAAAGACAAAAAUACGCAACAACGGAAAAUCGAGAGUAUAAUGAUUGCGAUCGAGCGAUAUCUUUUUAGGCAAACGCGAAUUGCCAUUGAUUAACGUUAUGAGUACUACCGUUCAUUUCCUGGCUUUCUACAUAGACGCACGCAGUUCGUUUGGUUUCAUUUUACGUUUCCUGUCGAUACAAUCUUUUCGAUCUUCGGGCAAUCGCACACAUUUCGCGGAUCUCGCGCGUGUAAGUUUGAACGAACGAGAAUCUUGAACGGGAAAUGGACCGUAGUGUAGAUCACGUUACAAUUGAAUUUGAUCGUUCAGAAUUUAUGAAUAAAUAGUUGUUAUAUUAACGAUUAUAUCACGAGUAAAUAAGAGGAAAAGUGUGUGAGUUGUCGCGAGGAGAAAAUGAUAAGAACAAAGGUCUAUUAUAUCUAUGUAGACAGUACGUACAUCUCUCUUCGAUUUAACCGAAAAGAAAAAAUUCAAAGUUCACUGUAGUUUCGGCGAGUACUUGUCGCGGAAAUGUCGUAAAUUGGAUAUAGAUAAAAUAUCGCUGAAUGUGUUAGGUUUGUUCGAUGGCGAUUUAUUACUGUGGUAAUAAAUUAAGUUCAACAGAAUAUAUACAUAAAACGAAAAGAAUAAGGAUGAAGAAUAUUCGCAUCUUUUAUUCGGAUAUUUACAUUACUGUCUGUACCACGCGACAUUGUGCAUUCAUUUAAAAACUGAACGACGUCUCUAUUAAAAGUAAUGAGAUAUAUGUAACAUAGAUGAGAGAGAGAGAGAGAGAGAGAGAACGAAAAGGAUGCUAAAACGAAAGAAUACGAAAUCAUAUUAAUACGUAUUAAUAUGUAUAUUAUACAAAAUUUAUUGUACAUUACGUUUUCUUUCAUGGAUUUGUAUGAAAAGUGCGCAUACAAUCAUACGUACUGAAAGCUUUUAUAGAAUGCAAGAAGCACAAACACGAACACACACACACACACGCAUACACACGCACGAGUAUUUGCAUUACACUUCAGUGGCAAACACGGCAAAUUUUGGCACUUGACACGGAGAAUCCAGAGAAUAACGAUAAAUACAAGAUAUAUUCCACCAUGAAAGACGUAUAAUUCUAUCGUAAAAAGAGUGUGAACGAUACGAGAAAUGGCGUGUACGUGUAUGUAAUUAAGUUACAUAAAUUUGUGCGAUGAUCGACUUCUAACACACGUGAAUAUUAGGUAUGUAUUAUAUGAAUGCAUAAUAGGUAUUUAUAUAGAAUCUAUAUAGCUGUAUAAUUGUAACGAAAUGCCAAUGUCCGCGGACCUAGGCAGCUGUGUGCAAAUCUGACGAUGUACGAUUAAUUGAAUUAAGAAAUCGCGUUGUUAGACAACUGCAAUUGCUUAGGUCCCUCCCGCUCGACACAGGAACAAAGAUGAGAUAAAACAAACGACACAGAAAAGAAGAAGUAAUAUUUCAAAGCGGUCGAGAGAACAGCGAGGGACAGAAUAACGCAAUCGAGUUAUCUUCCAAAGGAAAGGGAAUCUUAAUACGCUUCGAUUCUGCAACGCUGUGCUAAUAUCAAUAAUGAUAAAUGUAUAUCCUUUCUUUUUUGUUUUUCUUUCACGUGAAAUGGUAAAAUAAUCUAAAUCAUCUAUAUUUCGCACUGGUGCGAAUGGACGGCAAGCAACGCGUAUAGAGAAAGAAAAGGGCACGUAGACGCAUAAAAAAAAAAAAAAAAAAAACUAUUUAAUUAGAAAGAAGCGUAUCUAAUUGAAAUUGAAUCGAAUUGAAUAUGUGAUUGGCACGUUCGAAUUUUCGAUACAAAAUAGAUAAAAUUUUAUUUAUUUCUUAGUGACAAACUUGAUCAUAUUUCUAUAAAAUAUUAUUCCUCAGUUGCAUUUUCUAAAAUUGCAAUUUCGGCUGGUCUGAAUUUACUUAGCACGUAAGUUUUGAUGAACAUACGAAAUAUAAAUUAUACAAUAACAAUUUUUCAAACACACACGAGUGAGUAAAGUAUAUUGAAGAGCCUCGGUCCUAUCCUAUAAUUUACAUUCUUUCAAUUUAAUUUUCGUUCUAUUGUCUGUUAAGGCUCCUGGGCUCUUGCCCAGGUCAUGUGAGCGUGUGAUGCCAGAAGCGAGAAAUGGCACACAAGAAUUCUCAGCGUGUCAUUUCUCGCCUCUGACGUCACGAUCUAAUAUGGUCGCGGCCAGGAACCUUAAACAUAUUAUGAUUGAAUGACACACACACACACACACACACGCUGGCACAAUAUGUAUAUUAUAUACAUAUAUAUAUAUAUAUAUUGCUCAAAUUAUACAGUCCUCAAUAAAUCUUAAGAUUAUGAGCUUUAUAGAAAAAUCUUUCGGAUUAAAUUUAUUUAUCUUUGAGUGAGAAUUUAUGAUCAGUGUAAUAAUGUGUUAGGUGAAAGUAUUUUCGAGAUUUUUUAAGAUUAAUCAAGUAUUUAAAAAAAUUGAACCAUAUAUUUUUUUACAUAAAUCGAUUCUGUUCAUCAUCAUGUAUGCGAAAAAUAUUUAAUCUAAAAUUAUUGAAAAAUAUUUCAUGUAAAAUUAUUGAAAAAUAAGUAGUCUGCGAGAUAAGUAAUUUAUUUUACAUCUUGUCUUAAUGCAUUCUGAUGUAUGAAACCUGAAGUCUCUCAUUAAGCAUUUAUUUUUGAAUAACUAUCUUAAUUUUAUAUAUAAAAUGACGAAAAGAAUCACGUGAUGUUAAAAAUAAAUACGUACAUUUAAAGGAGAACGGCACGUACAGAUACCGUGUAUGUAUAUGCAAAAAAUAAGGUUGUUAUUAGUCUUGUUAUUGUAUGUAAAAUAAAAAAAAUGCUAGGAUAAGGGCAUUUGAAAGUAACUUUGUGAGGUAUUUUAUAUUUUACAUUAGAAUGUAUCAGGAUACAAAAAUAUAAAGUCUCAUUAUAUUCACAUUUUCCAAUAAUUUAAUAUUUUUUGAAUACAGAACGAGUGGAGAGAGUCCGAUUUAUAUAAGAAAAGAUAUAAUUUAAUUUAAUUGGAAAAAAAAAAAAUAGACGUGAUCUUGGAAACUUUGGAAGUAUCCGUGUAAAACAAAACCGUAUUGACUAUGAAAUUAAACAAAUUUUAUCCAAGAUAUUUUUAUAUAAAACUCAUAUUUUAAGAUUUACUGGGGUAAUGAUAUUAACUUACUCUAUUUGUGUGUAUGUGUGUGUAUUGUUACAUGUCGAUAUCUGAUGAAACGGAUGAAAUAUAUUCCAUCUUUCAUUGACACGCUUUACACGAUCAUACUUUACGUUCGUUAUUUAUCGUCAAACUUGAUCGAUUUUUUUUUUCAAAGGCAGAGUAGGAUCGGCAGAAUUCAAUCUGUGUAGAAACAUUGUAUAGUGUUUGAAAUGUUCGAGCGUUGUAAAUGAGAACGGCAAAGAAAAGUUAUUAAAAAAAUCGUUUAAUGACGCAGAUGGUAUGAUAUUAUUGUGAUCUAUACAAAUUACAAAUCACAAAACAUCCACAAGUAGUAGAUAUUUAAGAUAUAAAUAUAUACACACAGACAUACACACAUACAUCCUUCUAUGAUGUGACUGGAGAAAGGGGACACUGUCUUAUUAAAUGCAUACGCGCAAAACAGCGCAUGCAAAAAUACAAAUGUGUAACAAGCGAGGACAACUACAAACGUACCUAACUAAAACAAAAAACGCAGAGAAAGAGAGAGAGAGAGAGAGAGAAAGAGAGGGGGAGGAGAAAGAAAAACAGAUAUAAAGAAAACGGAAGUGAAGAGAUACCGUCUGAUACAUGUAAGAGUAAGCAAAAUAAUAUAAAAUAAAUGAAAGAAGAAAAAACCCACGAUGCUCCUGCCACGCAGCGAGUCUUUAGACAGCUUUAAGAGAAUAUAAUUAUAAAUGAUAAAACAAAUUAUUAAAUAAUUACGAUGAACUUUCUAUAUGUUGAAUCGUGUCUAGUGAGAGAAGUACUAUUGAAGUAAAGCAACACGAAAAAAAAUUAAUAUUACUAUUGCCACACAUAAAUUUAACGCAUUUUAUAUGAUCUAUUUGAUUAAUUAUUUUUAUCGAAUGUUUUUUUCGUUUUCCUUCUUUUAUUUUCCUCGGGACGUAGUGUAACAGAGAGAGGGUGGUUGUUACGGGGUAGCUUUUGGUGUUUUGUUUGCUGUUUUACGAAUGAACGUUGCGCGCGUGGUGAACGAAGGGACCUCCUUGUUGAGGUGUUAAAGCAAAGAGGUGCCGGAAGUUUCACAUACUUAUGUUUUUAAUAUAUUCGGUGAAGUUACACGCGUAUAUGCGCAUACGCAUACGCAUACGCAUACACACACACAACACAUACCUCCUCCCCCCACACACACACACCGCCACUGUUAUUCAUUGUCAAUCUAUUAUUGUCACUUAGAAUUUUUCCGUAGAUAUUGAUGCGUAUAUAGCGAGCGACAGUUAUGUGUUAUGCGAUAUAAUCUUUCUCGCUGCGCAAAGCUACGGUUUGUAAAAAAAGCAAAGUUAAGAAUGAAAACCGCAUUAUUGCUGCGAUUAUCUUAUUCUUAUUGUCAUUAUUAUUAUUAUUAUUAUUAUUAUUACGAUUAUAUUGUCAUUAUUCUUAAUAUAUUACGAUUAUUCUUCUUAUAUUACCAUUAUGAUUAACUAUUAAUACUUAUUAUUAUUGGAGCGCUAGUUGUGUACUGAUGUCAUUAAUAGCGAAAGUUACAUCGAAUCGGCCUUCAAGCAGGCCGAUCUUCUUUCUUUCUUUUUUAGCAUUUAUUACGACAAUCAGUUGAGUUUGUGAAUUCAGUAUAGCUUCUUUCCGUUCAUCUCCCAACUUGAUCCUCUCAUUCCCACGUUCGAUUUCAGUUCAGAGUCUCCUCUCUCAUCUCGUCUGUACAUACUAAAGCGUACUUUUCCCUUCUCCUCGGACUUGCGGCGUUCCGUUCAUUUUGAGUGGUUUCCGAAACUCAGGCUUGGAGUAAAGUGUUGUCUCACGGAAAAAAAAAGAGGAAAAGCUUAAUAAUAAAGGCGAUAGACGACGAUGCGAGCCAAAAGGGAGAGAGAAAGAGCAGAGAAGGAGAAUCGAAAGGGAGAGAAGAGACGGAUGAUCAGAAUUUCGACAGUGUUAAAUUAGACGUUAAGAUUCAACACGAUUGAGCGGAUUGAGCAAAGUUAAUUAUAAUAAUGUCAUUUGGCGCGUUGUUUUCUUUUUUUUUCCUCCCGGCGCGCUCUCGCGUGUGUGUGCAUGUAUGCGUGAAUGCCAAAUUCGUGUACGCACGUGUUUAGCUCGACAAUCGAAAACGAGCGAGCUACUCUUUGUAGGGCGAGACAAGAGAUUGGAGAAAGAGGAAAGCCAAUCGCAAGGACGAUGCGCCAUUGAAACACGUUAAUACUGCGAUCCUCCAAAGGAAGUUAUGUCGCAGGAGGUAAUACUUGUCCUUGCGAAUUAUUACAUUUAAAUCAAUAGAAUAUGAGAAUCAAAGUUUGUUGUUGCAGAAAAACAAUGAGAAUUGCUGCGAUUGGCCUUUGUAUGUCAUUUGAUUUAUUAAAGAUAACAAUCUGUUGCAAA
This is a messenger RNA of Temnothorax curvispinosus, 7071 nucleotides long. RefSeq names its product transcriptional activator protein Pur-beta (gene Pur-alpha). The transcript has 7 exons. NCBI's taxonomy places the organism in Eukaryota, Metazoa, Arthropoda, Insecta, Hymenoptera, Formicidae. The coding region runs from base 1 to 957 and encodes 318 amino acids. The record is from RefSeq and is a predicted model, not a curated record. Gene Ontology annotation, biological process: regulation of transcription by RNA polymerase II. Gene Ontology annotation, cellular component: nucleus. Gene Ontology annotation, molecular function: purine-rich negative regulatory element binding; RNA polymerase II transcription regulatory region sequence-specific DNA binding; DNA-binding transcription factor activity, RNA polymerase II-specific.